UUCAACAUUUUCAAAGGCUGCCCANCAAUUAUCCUACGAGGUGGUGCUGAACAAUUCAUGGAGGAAACUGAACGUUCUUUACAUGAUGCCAUCAUGGUUGUACGUCGUGCUGUGAAGAAUGAUGCUUUCGUUGCCGGUGGUGGAGCCACUGAAAUGGCUUUAAGCGGUUAUCUUCGGGAAGCUGCUCGCAAUAUUCGCGGCCGGGAACAAUUGUUGAUCACCGCAAUGGCCCGCGCUUUCGAGGUCAUUCCUCGUCAGCUUUGUGAUAAUGCAGGUUUGGACGCUACGAAGGAUGGUAAUGAAAAUGGAUCAUUCUUCGGCGUCGACAUUGAACACGAGUGUGUUGCGGACAACUUCAAAAAUAACGUUUGGGAACCGGCUCUUGUCAAAAGUAAUGCUAUUACGUCAGCCACAGAGGCUGCUUGCUUAAUUUUGAGCGUGGAUGAAACAAUUAAGAAUCCAGAAUCCAAGAAUCCAGUGGAUCAAGGCCCUAUGCCACCCCAAGGCGUACGCGCCUGA
This is a messenger RNA of Echinostoma caproni, 519 nucleotides long. The record is from the annotation of a GenBank genome assembly. Lineage: Eukaryota; Metazoa; Platyhelminthes; Trematoda; Plagiorchiida; Echinostomatidae.